UUGUGUGUGUACUGCGGGGAAACCUUUGAAGAUACUGAUUUGUUCAGGUCUCACAUGGAACAGGAGCAUACUAGCUUCCACCUGGAUUUAACAUUUAGGCAUUUGACGAAAGCUGAAUUCGUCAAAGUAGACAUAUCGACGAUACACUGUAGGAUAUGCGCGAGAGCAUUCGAAAGUUUGGAACAAGUUGCUGCACAUCUUAAACUGGAUCACAGGAUAGCUUUACACAUGGAAUCGAAGAUUGGUGUCAUACCUUUCGAGUUAAAGGGUGACAAGGAAUGGAUAUGUAGCGUCUGCUCCAAAAACGUACCAUCAUUAUUGCUGCUAAGCAAACACACUGUGUCGCAUUUUCAAAAUUUUGUAUGCGACCUUUGCGGUAAGAGCUACAUUUCUGCCACCGGUCUGUUAAAACACGUGAAAUCUAAGCAUCAAGACGAGUAUAAAGUACAUUGCAGACGAUGUCGGACCACGUUUUCUUCGCUGAAGGAAAAGAUAUGUCAUCAAAGGACAGUUAAGCAUUGCAUGCCGCAUGUGUGCAUGGAAUGCCCAGAAAGAUUUCCCACUUGGGAGACGAAACAGCGCCACUUGGUCCAAGUUCACGACCUACGCGAUGAUCACGAAAUUGAUAUCGAUCCGAACUUUGAAGUUGAAAUGCAGAUGUACAAACUCGGUCCCGAGCUCUGGGUUUGCGCUUUAUGUGAAACGAGGUUGCAAGCUUUACAAGUGCAUUGCUUAGUCUCAGCCCGAAACAACGCGAAGGUAGUUUUGAAAUACUCGACAGCGUAUCCGUUUAGGAUACCGAGUCAUUCAAUGGUUUGCGUCUACUGCUGUGAAGCGUAUGACGAUCCAAAGAUAUACAGACAGCAUAUGGAACAGGAGCACUCUUCAUUCAACGUGAACACAGCGUUCGCGCACUCUGGACACAACUGUACAGAGUUUCUCAAAGUAGAUUGCACGGAAUUAUCAUGUAGGAUAUGCGAGCAGCCCUUCAACACGAUAGAUGCUGUAGCUGAACACCUAUCUAAGAUACACGAAAAGAACUUGGAUUUAAAAAACGAUGUCGGUAUGCAGAUGUUUAAACUGGGUGCGGAGAGAUGGGUCUGUGCGAUUUGUAAUAUAAAACUGCCCAGCCUAAGAGAGCUUAGUCGGCAUACGAGCUGUCACUAUCACAGAUAUACUUGCGAGACGUGCGGUAAAUCGUACAUAAAUAAAGAAAAUCUUCAACGUCACAUACAGUUUGUGCAUAGCAAGUAUAAAAUCUGCAUUAAAUGUAAGAAGACGUUCCCGACUUGUGAAGAACGGAGAGAGCAUGUUUUAUCCUCAGAGCGAUGUUGGCCACAGAGUUGUAGCGUAUGUGGCAAGAGAUUUGUGUCUAGAAAUCUAAAACUUGACCAUUUGGCCAAAGAACACGGCCAUAAACCCAAAUCCUAUACAUGUCCGGAAUGUGGGAUAGUCUUUGACAAAUGGCAUCCGUACCGCGCCCAUUUCAUAUUGGCUCACACGAAUGAUAAUUAUAGCUGUUCUCAUUGUGGUCUUAAGUUCGAUAGAAAGAAAGCCCUGGAGGAGCAUAAAGUAAUGCACACAAAAGAGAAAUCUUUUCAUUGCGGAGACUGCGGGAAGUCAUUCGCGCGUAAGAAGAAUUUGGUCCAGCACAGUUGGAUACAUAGCGAAUACAAAAGAUUUGAAUGCACCUCAUGUAAUAAGAGUUUCAAUCAGCGCGUCAGUUGGAAGACACAUAUGAAGUCAUACCAUCCGGAAUUAGUAGAUUUUUGA
Danaus chrysippus (African queen) is the source of this 1773-nucleotide messenger RNA. The record is from the annotation of a GenBank genome assembly. Lineage: Eukaryota; Metazoa; Arthropoda; Insecta; Lepidoptera; Nymphalidae.